CUUUGUUUGGAAAUAUGUUAAUGGAGUUUGGCUUUGUUUUCUACAACAAGAGCAAGCAGUGGAAACCCUCUACCCUCUAAAUGCAUCGUUUCAUUCAAAAUUCUAAACUCCAUCAAUGGUGUCUCUUCAACCCUGUUAAAUACCAACGCCCUUCCACUAAUCCCUUCUUCUUCUUCUCUUCUUAAAGAACCAAGUUAGCUUUCUUUUCUUCUUCUUUUUCUUUUUAAUUUUAAUAAUUAGAACAAUGGCUUCUUCGUCCUCGUCUCUGCAAGAUACUAAUACAAAUUACACUAUAACACAAGAAGAAUUCAACCUGUUUCACACGAUCGACCGAAGCCUUUUUAGUCGAAUGGUUUUUUCCCUGGGUCGGGAGCCGGAGGAGUCGGUUCGAGUGAUGGGAUUUUGGCUUUGGCUUGAGAAAUAUGGUGAAGAGUCGAAUUUGGUUCAUAAAAUGUUGGGUCUGCCCGACGUUUUGGUUGAUGCACUUUGUGAUGAAGCCGUCAUAUCCUUGGCUUGUAUACAAAACGACAAAUUUCCAUUUGAACCGGAUUCGACCCUGGACAUUCCUCUCAUUCAACACGUUUCUAAAACUCCGGUUUCUCUCCGGUUCGUCCACCACAACCGGCUCGAAAUCCUCCCUGGCGUUGCCAAGAUGUGUAACGAUAUCUGCCGUAGAGCCUUUCUUGAUAUUCUCCAAACGCUUCAUACACGGCGCGCGAUAUCACGCGCCCCCGCCGCCGUAUCCAUUCCGGCAGUUCAAGGCGAAGGGGGUGGCCGUGGAAGGGUCUUUGAGGGGGCUCCUCCGGUGACUAAUUUUUUUGUACCCAGUUUUGGGUUUUUAGGCCUGGGGGGAGAGUGUUCGACGGCGGCGAUUCGGAGUGGAAUGAGUAGCUUGGAGUUGAAAAGUGGGAAAGAAGAACAAGAAGGGGAAGUGGUUCCGGCGGAUCAAAGGACCAUUUUUCUGACUUUCUCGAAGGGAUACCCAAUUUCUGAAGAUGAAGUUAGAGACUAUUUUGGCAGAAGAUAUGGGAAUUUCAUAGAGAGCAUUCACAUGCAAGAGGCACACCCACCCGAGCAACCGUUGUACGCCCGGCUGGUGGUGAAAACAGAGUCCUCCAUUGACCUCGUCCUUGAAGCAAGAACCAAGGCUAAGUUUUCCAUCAAUGGAAAACACGUCUGGGCUCGAAAAUAUGUUCGUAAAACUCCAAUCAGGUCCUCUCCCAGACCACCUCCCCACCGCCAUCUCCGUCACUUAGUCUAGCUCAAUAUGUUCGUAGAACUCCAAUCAGAUCCUCUCUCAGACCUUCUCCAACGCCAAUCUGCUCCCUGAUCAACCAACUCAACUCGCUUUUGUUCUCAUUACUACAUUUUGUACAAACAAGUAAUCAUCCUAUGCUCUCUGUAUCAAACCAUAGUGCAUAAAGUCUUAGAACUUUCGUUUCUGUUUUUUCGUUCUUCUUUUCUGGAUAUAAAGUUUAUGUACUUAAGGAAUAAGUAAAGUCUAUGAAAUUGGAAAAUUGUGCGUA
Cucumis sativus (cucumber) is the source of this 1526-nucleotide messenger RNA. RefSeq lists its product as uncharacterized. The record is from RefSeq and is a predicted model, not a curated record. NCBI's taxonomy places the organism in Eukaryota, Viridiplantae, Streptophyta, Magnoliopsida, Cucurbitales, Cucurbitaceae. The transcript is spliced from 2 exons. The coding region runs from base 245 to 1261 and encodes 338 amino acids.